Myotis myotis is the source of this 3204-nucleotide messenger RNA. It is a transcript of the gene COPS7B, whose product is annotated as COP9 signalosome subunit 7B. The record is from RefSeq and is a predicted model, not a curated record. The transcript has 5 exons. NCBI's taxonomy places the organism in Eukaryota, Metazoa, Chordata, Mammalia, Chiroptera, Vespertilionidae. Bases 1079 to 1672 code for a protein of 197 amino acids. Gene Ontology annotation, biological process: COP9 signalosome assembly. Gene Ontology annotation, cellular component: COP9 signalosome.
UCUGUUUAGAUGUGUUGCCUCCCAGAGGAUCACCGAGGUUUGGGAUGUCAAGGAUGGGGUGGGAACUUCCUGACCUGGCUGUUGCCCAUUUUACUGUGCUCUGUCGGUGAUCUUAUAUGAGGACUCUUCCUUCUCACCUUUUAUUUCUUAAUGAGUAAAAUGGGGACUAUGUUUAUGCUUGUCCAUAAAUAUAGCCCUUGUUUAUUUUCCAGGUGAGAUUCUUGAUGACUGGUGUUUGUAGAACACUUGGAGUGUUGUGAAAUGUCAGAAUACCCACUUGUAAAGUAUUUAAACAUUUUAAAUAUUAUAAAAAUAAUAUUGCUAAACUAUAUUGAAGAAAAUUUGGAAAAUAGAGGGCAAAAGUCACUCAUAGUUGUACCAGUGUUAAACUGCUGUUAGUGUUAUGGUGCUCGGUUUUCCCCCUCUGCUUGGGUUUUCUAUUAUGUAGGUGUGAUUAGAUUAUGUACACAAUUUUAUAUCUUGCUUUUCCCCCCCACUUGUUUCAUAGGCAUUCAUGUUUUAAGUCUGUGAAGUCAUUUUUAGUAUUUCACAAUCUCCUACUCCAUAAUUGACUUAGUCCAUUCUCUUCUGUAGGUAAUUUGAGUCAUUUAAAAUUAGAAUCAUAAAUAUUAGGAAUGAGGUGCAUGCAUGUCCAAAUGCUAACUUACCUCCCACCCAAGCCAUUUUUGUCUGGCUUCCCUGGCUUAUUUUAGCAGCAUGACAAAGGUCUGGCAGUUUAUUUUAGUGGUGUGACUCAGAACAUUCCCUACUAUAUCCCUGACUUACCCUCUUUCUUACUCUCUUUCUUGCUUCUUACUUCUGCUUACUCUUUGCUGCUGUCAGACUGUAUAGUUUCCCACUUGCCAGUUUUCCCUGACCUUCACUUUGUUCCAAUGAGUGUGUCCUCUGUUUCUGCCCUCACUGUAGAGGCAGAAUUGCACAGACUCUGGAACCAGACUGCCUGCAUAUUCUAGCUCCACUUCCACUGGUCAUGUCAUUGGAAAAUUAAAUAAUCUUCUCUGCCUCAGUUUCCUUCUCUGUAAUAAUCCAUGUCCUCUACCUGUACUCCUUGGGCGAGAUGUUUCAGAAUUUAGAAUUUGUGGGAAUUAAAAAAGCCAACAAGGAGAGCCUGCCAGAACUGAGCACAGCUCAGCAGAACAAGCUGAAGCACCUUACCAUCGUGAGCUUGGCAUCGAGAAUGAAGUGUAUCCCCUACUCCGUGCUGCUGAAGGACCUGGAGAUGCGGAAUCUCCGGGAACUGGAAGACCUCAUCAUCGAGGCUGUCUACACUGACAUCAUCCAGGGCAAGCUGGACCAGCGAAACCAGCUUCUGGAAGUGGACUUCUGCAUUGGCCGUGACAUCCGAAAGAAGGACAUCAAUAAUAUUGUCAAGACCUUGCAUGAGUGGUGUGACGGCUGUGAAGCAGUUCUGCUAGGCAUUGAGCAGCAAGUUCUGAGAGCCAACCAGUACAAGGAGAACCACAGCCGAACUCAGCAGCAGGUAGAGGCAGAGGUUACCAACAUCAAGAAGACCCUCAAGGCCACAGCAUCUUCCUCAGCUCAGGAGAUGGAGCAACAACUGGCCGAACGGGAAUGUCCCCCUCACGCCGAGCAGAGGCAGCCCACCAAGAAGAUGUCCAAAGUGAAAGGUCUGGUUUCCAGCCGCCACUAGGGCCGGCUGGGGCAGCUGGCACUCACCAGGCCUGGGCAAGUGGGGAGGGGACACCUAGGGCCUAUUUCCUCCUCUCUCUACCUUCAGUGAGUUCCAGACCUGCCCGUCCCCUCACCAGCGCCUCCCCAUCCUGUUGGUACUGUUCCAGAAGAACCGUUAACUCCUUUCCCUCGCCCACACCCUCCUUCCCCAGUUGUUCCCUUCAGACUCAGGGGCUCCACUGAUGCCAUCCCAACAGGGUCAACACUGCCCAGCUUCCCUCCAGGAGGUUCUUAUCUCUGUUUAAGGGCUUGUCUCUCCCAGUUUUUCUUUUGCUCCAUGUCAUUUGGUCAGGCUGGUCAUAGCCAGAGGCAGCUUUAACCGGCCCACAGGGAUGACUGCAAAGGAGGCUCCUCUGAGUGAGGAGGGGGCACUCCUCCAGCCCCAUGUACCACAGUACCCACAAUGGUGCAGGCACUCUAGCCAGGUAUCAAAAUGCUUUGUUUUCCCUCCCCUGCCUUGUCCCUCGUUGAUAGCUCCAAUCCGGCCAUGGAGGGAUGUGAUGCUGGGCUAUGUUUACUCAGCCUCUUAAGCCCAGCUCAAAUCUCUCAUUAGUUGGGAGCACUGAGUUAACUGAUGUCUGGUAUCCGAGCACCAGUGGAGGGUGCUCUGGGUCUGCUCGGUGGCAGAAGUUUCUUCCAGCUUGGUGUUCUCUGCUGCCUGACUACUCAGACUGGUUUUCGGUGUGGAGGCCCAGCUGCCCACUGGGACUGUCUGCCAACACUUGCUCUCCCCAGAUCUUUAAUUACUCCUGGCUGCAUCUGUGGUGGGGACAGUGGUGCUGAGACCCAGCCUGCUGGGGAAGGACCUGUUGCUGCUUCUGUCUGUUUCUUUCCACCCCUCCUUGGCUGAUGACCCAGAGCCCUCUGAUGAUGGCAUUCUCCUGGCAAGAGAAAAGGACUUGACUAGCCUUUCUGAACUUGAACAGUUUCAGGUUAUAUUUUAAUUUUUUUUUUUUGUACAGGUUCUGAUUCUAAUACAUUUCAACAUGCCUUUUUCCCCCCUCGUGUCAAUAUUUGUUACAGAUCGCCGGGGAUUUUUCAUUUGCUUGGAGGGUGGCGCGUGUGUGUGUGUGUGUGUGUGUGUGUGUGUGUGUGUAACGGGAAGUGGAGGUCUGGACUAAUAUUAAAAGUUCACGGAGGGGAAAAACACAUUUUAGAACAAAAAAUAAAGUGUAGUUAUUAUGUGACUGGUGUGCGGAGUUGCAUAGCUGGUACAUCUGGAGGAGAUGGGAGCAGGGUGCUUCAUGGAAAUGUCCUGCUGGGUCAGUACAUGGAGAAAAUCCAUAUCUCCUUUUCCAACAUGUCCAGCAACUGCCUGCUGCUGAUCAGAUGUUAACAGUUACUCUCGUUUCCCCUUUAAGCUGGUCCAUGUGCCCAUAUAACAUUAUGUCCAAAGGGCGAGUUUAAUUCCCAAUGUAUGUUUCAUGAAACCUCUUGACAGAUGCUCUGUGGAAAAGGGGUUCUGUUGUUAAAUAAAUUUGGCACAUCCUG